UUGAGACGAACCAGAGGGGUUUCGUGGCAGAAUCGAAUAAACGCAUCGCAAGCACACUGGGCAGCAUUAAUUCCCAGUCUUUCUGACGCUUACCUCAUGUACAAGACAAGUAAUCCUCGAUGCGUGCCACUCCAUCACCCUGAACCUCCAGAAAACUUGAAUUCCACUCAUAUUUAUGUCAUCGACAUUUUUGAUGGUCGAUCGUAUGAGUAUAUACCUCAGGACCCGGACGAAACCUCGCCUACCAUCGCCCUGCUUCGUUCAGGCUACAUUCCACCCACUCCUGUUAAUCCGACUGUUGCAAUAUCAAUACGUUCUCUUGAGCUCCUUCAUGGCCUUAUGCGUUCCUCGUCGAACUUCAGUGUCCAGUCUUUUGCUCGGUUGUUGGCAGAUUUGCAUUGCGUCAUAUAUCAACCAUACCUUCGAACGCAGGUGGCAUUGGCUUUCGAUGCAUACUAUUCCAUCAUUAGGAGAGUGAACGCCUUCGUAAAACAUGUCAUGGGACAUGACAAACCGGAUUAUCGCCUCAAGAACUCAUGCCCUGCCUGUCAUUACCAGCUUCAUGAUGAACCAGAGCAUUCAGUUGAAUUCAUCGUCACUGGCGAUGGAAAUACUUCUCUAUCGCGCCUUCCACAUCGAUACGAAUCUGACAAUCGAAUUUUUUACAGUGACUACUAUCUACCUCGAUCAGAGGUAGAUGUGUUUGAAAACACAAAGAAACAAAACUCAACGACAGGAACAAACGAUCCACUCCCAGAGUCUUGUGCCGGAUGGAAGAAUUCUCGGCCAAUGCCUCAAACAACGAAGGCUGGAUCCCUGGGUGUUAUGGACGAAACUGGUGUCUUCUUGGUUAUUUGCCAGCAUGGCAUCGUUCAAUUCGUCAUGGAUAUGGUCAGGAGCGGGGAAUUGGCCAAGUACCCAGUUGCAGCUGCAAACAAACUAGUCAGCACAUUUGGGAGAAAUAUCCUCUUUGCUUAUGACGUCGGGUGCACCUUCUCGGUCACACUUGCUCACUCUGCAGUCAGUGAUGCUGCCCGUCGGGCCAAUUUUACAUCCUGCACUGGAUCUUUCCAUGGUGUUGCACAUAGCUUCAAAAAAGGGGCAGGUAUCGAAGAUGGUGAAGGUAACGAGCGAGCAUUCUCUUCUAGUAACGGUCUGGCUGCAGUAACUUGCCAUGCUUCCGCAUAUUACCGGCAUUUCCGAAUCCACCUUCAUUUCGAGAAAUGGGACCAGGAUAAAUAUGAGCGCUUAGGCAACUUCCUAUUAGGGAAUCAUGCAUCUGCGUGGACACAGAUCCGCGAGUCCAUGGAUAUCCUCAAGGUGACUAAAGGUAUACACCCAUCAUUCAACGUCGAUCGCGACUGCCCGCUGUUCCUACAACAAGAGAAGGAGUAUAUUAUGUCGCUGAAAUCUGAGCCGAAGGAUGAACAAGCCAAAAUCGAGUAUCUUGAAGCGUUGGAGCAUUUAGAGGGCGCUGAGAUGGAGCUUCAGCCACUUCUAUCAAGACUAUCUGUGUCACUGACCUCAGAACUGGCCUACCAGGCUCAACGUGCCCGACGCAAAGUGGACGAAGCACGCUGCAUUGUCUCUGCACUGGAAGCGACAUCGUUCUUCACAUUACCAUGGCAUGCUGACUCAUCUCAGCGCCAAGAGGCCAUCCGAUUGCGUAACCAGAGAAAGUAUCAUCGCCUGCUUGAUGACUUGGAACACCGUGUCAUCUCUCGUCAGUUUGAGCUUGAAAAGAUGGGUCUCCCCAAAACUGACUACAAAACUCGUCGACGGAUAUCAGAACUAGUUGGAAAGCGGGGCAAAACGCUCCAUUCUACCCUUGACAAGUACAACAAUGCUGCGACCUCAAUGAUCCCCCCAAAGCCGUCCCUCACUUGGGAUGAUGUCACCCACCCUGAUUUCCUGAGUAUGGUCGAGCUCUUACGAGGCCAUGAUGAUAUUCACUCGCAUGAAUGGGCACAGGAGCACUUCCGUGCAGCAACCCGAGCCUGGGUCAAGCUCCAACGUGCAAAGGAAGAGCUUGUCACUAUUGGAAUCGAAGCUCAUAGGAUACUGACCUCCAUGAGGGACGAGGAAUUGCAGCUCAAGGAGACCAUCGAGGUUGUAACCGCCAGCAACCCCAUUCUUGCAUCGUACAUCUCGAUGACAUUCAAGUGGCGCAUGAAAGCAAACUCCCAUCUACGCAAGAAAUUGGCCCGCCUAGAAUCCCAUCCUAGCUACCUAUCCCCACGUGGACCUGGGGUAUCCAUCCAUUCUGUUCCAGGUGCCUCCGACGCCACUCAACAAUCCAGCAGUGUCGAACCUGACUUACUUCCUACGAUGGAGACAGCAGAUAAGCAGCCCCUCGGUGACAAGGACAGUGAUGAUGAUGGUAUUGCUGAGGAAGAGGACGAAGAGCAGUUAGAAUUUACCAUGGAUAAACUAGUUGACUUGUUUCAUAGCAUACUGUAA
Messenger RNA from Cantharellus anzutake, 2460 nucleotides. RefSeq lists its product as uncharacterized. Bases 97 to 2460 code for a protein of 787 amino acids. The record is from RefSeq and is a predicted model, not a curated record. The transcript is spliced from 10 exons. NCBI's taxonomy places the organism in Eukaryota, Fungi, Basidiomycota, Agaricomycetes, Cantharellales, Hydnaceae.